AUGCGUCGCUGCACUGUUUCCUGCACACCCCUCGCGUUGGCAGUGCUGCUCUCGCUCUCCCUCUGCUGCGCAGCGGGCGGCGCCGUGCGGCGAGAGCUGCUGGAUGCGAGCGACGGCCUCCUGACCCAAACGGUCACCACCACCACGGGCAGCAGCGGCAGCAGCUCGAGCGGCGGCAGCACGGACCCUAAUGAGACUCUCGUUAUUAAAGACUCGCUCAACUGUGCGUGCGUCCUCGUCUGCCUGGCUGCAGACCGAGCUUCCUCAGUGCUCACCUCACAAACCAGCAUGGGCGCCAACUUCAACAUCGAUGUUAACAUCACAUCAACACAGCAAAGGGCGCUCUUCACCUUCACCGUUACAGCGGUGCCGAUCAGCCCGGCGCCAGUCUUCUCCAACUCCUCCUACCACACCAACGCGGGCCAGCUCGUUGCAACGUUUGCGUGCGUGCCCAAGCCCACCAUCAUGCUCGGCAUCUACCAAUGCACCGCCAGUUCUCUGGCCAACAUCACCGUGCCAUUCAGGCCGGUGAACAGGCCCAAGGCGCUGGUGGAUGCGGGGCUCUUCUCGAAUCCCUCCGGUUUCUACUCCACCAUCUCUGUGAACGGCGUCUCGCUGCGCGGUGGUAUCACCACCUCUGUUGCUAACCUGUGA
This is a messenger RNA of Closterium sp. NIES-65, 654 nucleotides long. The record is from the annotation of a GenBank genome assembly. NCBI's taxonomy places the organism in Eukaryota, Viridiplantae, Streptophyta, Zygnematophyceae, Desmidiales, Closteriaceae.